Racocetra persica is the source of this 142-nucleotide messenger RNA. NCBI's taxonomy places the organism in Eukaryota, Fungi, Glomeromycota, Glomeromycetes, Diversisporales, Gigasporaceae. The record is from the annotation of a GenBank genome assembly.
AUGGAUGCUUAUCUUUUAAAUAAUAAAGGUCAAGUUAUAGAUACGACAACAAAUCAAACUAGAAUGAAACAUAAUCCUAACGCUCGUGGUGAUAUUUAUAAAAUUGGACAGAUCCUUAAUGCUACUGGUGCAGAUUUAGAUU